Molecule: messenger RNA, 516 nt
Organism: Sturnus vulgaris (Common starling)
Lineage: Eukaryota; Metazoa; Chordata; Aves; Passeriformes; Sturnidae
Source: RefSeq, a predicted model, not a curated record
AACUGGACCAAGAUCAUGAAAACGAUCGUGGACGACCCCGAGGGCUUCUUCGAGCAGGGGGGGUGGAGCUUCCUGGAGCCCGAGGGGGAGGGCUCGGAGGCGGAGCCAGGUGAGUCGGAGUCGGAGCUGGAGGACGAGACCUUCAACCCCUCGGAGGAGGACGAGGAGGAGGAGGAGGACAGCGAUGAAGAUUACUCCUCUGAGGCCGAGGAGUCAGAAUACUCCAAGGACUCUCUGGGCAGUGAGGAGGAGAGCGGCAAAGACUGGGACGAGCUGGAGGAGGAGGCGCGCAAAGCCAAUGGCGGCCGCUGGCGCAUGCGCACGGCCGGCCGCGCGUCUCGGGGCGGGCGCUCCCCCAGGCGAUCACUCGCGGUUGGUGGAAGGGAAGAAAUGGCGGCGAGCGCAGCCAAUCAGCACGCGCGGUGCGUGACUGACACAAGCUUCGAGCGGCCGGCGAACGUUCCGCCCCCUCCCGCGCAGCAGAACCCUCCCCGCUCCCAGUGGUUUAGACUUUGA